AUGUCGUCAAACGGUUCGUACAACCUUACCGUCGACGGUGAGCUUCGAUACGUCGUUCAGUGGUUCGGAGAGUGGAGUGAUUUCCAGCGGGAAGACUUCGUGCCGUACCUGGUAUCUUAUCUGUCCCAGCAAGUCGGUGGAGGUGCUGUGUACGUGAACGGUCUUAUCAGCGCAAUGGCACAGAUCAACCCCGGUCAGGACAAACCGAUGAGCUUGUUUCAGUGCAGGGUAAAGUUGUUCAACGAAUGGUGCAUCAAAUGGCCGGAAGAGUUCAAAGGAAAGCUUCUCGAACGUCUAGAGCAGAUUGAUAAUACAUUUGGCGCACGAAUACGUACAGAGCUGACGAAUGGCACGAAGCCGAUGAACGGUUGCAUGGAGGAAACAGGCACACAGCUGGCAGAUACUGAAUCACUGAGAACUUUGGACGAAGAAUCAGAGCCAACCGCUUUGAUCGUGAAUGUCGAAUCGGUUGUAGCAGCACCAAAUGCCAUUCUCGUUGCAGAUGAAGACUAG
This is a messenger RNA of Anopheles marshallii, 513 nucleotides long. RefSeq lists its product as uncharacterized. The transcript is spliced from 2 exons. The coding region runs from base 1 to 513 and encodes 170 amino acids. NCBI's taxonomy places the organism in Eukaryota, Metazoa, Arthropoda, Insecta, Diptera, Culicidae. The record is from RefSeq and is a predicted model, not a curated record.